Molecule: messenger RNA, 2100 nt
Organism: Elephantulus edwardii (Cape elephant shrew)
Lineage: Eukaryota; Metazoa; Chordata; Mammalia; Macroscelidea; Macroscelididae
Product: constitutive coactivator of peroxisome proliferator-activated receptor gamma-like
Exons: 10
Coding region: 1-2100 (699 amino acids)
Cellular component (GO): nucleus
Source: RefSeq, a predicted model, not a curated record
AUGGGUGUGCGGGGGCUGCAGGGAUUUGUGGGCAGCACCUGCCCCCACAUAUGCACAGUCGUGAAUCUCAGAGAGCUAGCACAGUGCCACCGGAGUAAGCACCCUGGCAGCCCACCAACCAUCGUGGUUGAUGCCAUGUGCUGCCUCAGAUACUGGUACACGCCGGAAUCCUGGGUCUGUGGUGGCCAAUGGCGAGAGUACUACUCCGCCCUGCAGAAUUUCAUCCAUCCCUUCACAGAGGCUGGCAUCAGGCUGGUAUUCUUCUUCGAUGGCAUGGUGGAGCAGGACAAGCGGAAUGAGUGGGUGAAGCGCAGACAGAAGAACAGCAAGGAGAUCUCCAGGAUCUUCAACUACAUCAAGUCCCGUGGAGAGCAGCCUGGCAGGCACAUGUUCUUCAUCCCGCCUGGCCUAGCCGUGUUCACACGACUUGCUCUGAAGGCCCUGGGUCAGGAGGCCCACUGCUCUCUGCAGGAGGCUGACUACGAAGUGGCUACUUGGGGCCUUCAGGAUGGCUGCCUUGGGGUCCUGGGUGAGGACACAGACUACUUGAUCUACAACACCUGCCCCUACCUGUCCAUCCGGGAACUGUGCCUGGACACACUUGACACUGUCAUGCUGUGCCGGGAGCAGCUCUGCAAGAGCCUGCGUCUCCAUGUGGCUGACCUCCCCCUCCUGGCCUGCCUGCUUGGCAACGACAUCAUCCCAGAAGGCAUGUUCGAAAGCUUCCGAUACAAGUGCUUGUCUUCCUACACCUCUGUCAGGGAGAACCUGGACAGGAGAGGCAACACCAUCCUGGCUGUGGCAGAUCACAUCGCCAGAGUCCUCCACUUGCAGCAAGGUGAGAAGAGACUAGAGGAGAUGCUGCCUUUGGGACCAAACACAGCUCUUUUUUAUAAAGGAGUGGCAUCUUACCUUUUGCCAGGUCAGACAUCUCCAUGGUUUUUCAAAAAACCCAAGACUAUAAUAAAUUUGAAUGAUCAGUUAGUGUUCUUGAGUUCAGACCCUGAAUCCAAGCAAGAAAUAACCAUGGAUACAGAUCCAAAAAUUAAACUAGAAGCAACCAUGUGUACAGACCCUGAGUUUAAGCAAGUAAACUUUAGUUCACACCCUGAAAUCAAGCAGGAAAUGACCAUGGUUUCAGACUCUGAAAUCUUAAAGGUUGCUAAAGCACAGCACGUCCAAGGAGACAGCUACCUGGUUUACAACGUCAUGAGCAGCGGUGAGAUCGAGUGCAGCAACACCCUGGAGGAUGAGCUGGACCAGGCCCUGCCAAGCCAAGCCUUCACCUACCGGCCUGUGCGCCAGAGAGUCUAUGCCCUCCUGCUUUGGGACAGCAGUGAUCGUGAGUCUCUGGGAAAUGAGCUGGGACCUGCUGUGAAGGAGUGGUUCGUGUACGCUGGGAACCCCUUGAAGCACCCAGACCUGGUCAGGCCACUGCCAGUGAGGAUUGCAGGAGGGACACCAAGCUUGAAGACAUUGUGGCUGUCCCAGGAACCAAGCAUACAUGCCCGGCGCUUCGAUGUGCUCCUGGCAUGCUUCAACCUCUCCUCCAUGCGGGAAGACCUGCAGGCUGUGGAGGGCCCACUCAAGGCACUAUGCUGUCUCCUGAUCUACCUCUUUGUGCAGGUGGACACCCUUGGCCUGGAGGACUUACACGCUCUGAUCUCACAGGCAUUGUGCCUCCAGGGGAAGUCGACAGCCCAGCUGAUGGACUUGCAGCUUGACCGCAUCGACUCCAGGGCCGUGCAGCUGGGCUCUCUGUUUGUCCGUGGCCUCACCACACUGGUGUUUGUCAACAGUGCAUGUAGCUUCCCCUUCGAUGUGAAUGACUUCAUGCCCUGGAAUGUCUUUGACGGGAAGCUCUUUCAUCAGAAGUACUUGCAGUGUGAGAAAGGACACUCUGUGGAGGCACUUCUGGAGCAUGACAGGUUCCGGAUGACCCAGUUCCAAAACCUCCAGUCCGUGAUAGUGAAGGCCUGCUUAAAGGAGAACCGGCAUAUCCAGAGCUGGCAGCACUGGCGCACACACCACACAGGAGGACAUGGACAGCCUCAAAGGAACCAAGGGCCAGGAAGCCGACAAUACAGGCAUGACCAGUGA